AUGCCUGGAGUCCCUCUCGGUGCCAUUGACAACCUGAAGAGCAAGGUCAAGGCCUUCCUCCUCAAGAGGAAGUCCGGCAAGAAGACGGCCGAGCCCGCCAAGCCCGCCGAGGAGCCCGCCAAGACCGAGGAGUCCGCCAAGCCCGCCGAGGAGGCUCCCAAGACAGACGAGGCUCCCAAGGCCGACGAGGCUCCCAAGGCCGACGAGGCUCCCAAGACCGAGGAGGCUCCCAAGACCGAAGAGGCCCCCAAGCCUGCAGAGGAAGCCCCCAAGACCGAGGAGGCCCCCAAGCCCGCUGCUGGGGAAGCUCCUAAGCCUGUCGAGGAGGCUAAGCCUGCUGAGGAGCCCAAGGCCGAAGAGGUUAAGCCCGUCGAGGCUCCUGCUGCCGAGCCCGCACCUGCUGCUGCUGCGGCUGCCUCUGCCCCCGCUGCCGAGGAGAAGAAGGAGUAA
Molecule: messenger RNA, 450 nt
Organism: Geosmithia morbida
Lineage: Eukaryota; Fungi; Ascomycota; Sordariomycetes; Hypocreales; Bionectriaceae
Exons: 3
Coding region: 1-450 (149 amino acids)
Source: RefSeq, a predicted model, not a curated record